This is a messenger RNA of Fraxinus pennsylvanica, 429 nucleotides long. The record is from the annotation of a GenBank genome assembly. Lineage: Eukaryota; Viridiplantae; Streptophyta; Magnoliopsida; Lamiales; Oleaceae.
AUGGAGACGACUCAACUGGUAGAGACAGAUAUUGUCCUCUCUUCAACGUGGCCGGAAGAUAUAAAUGAACCAGGGAGGCAGUUCAAUGUAGAAAGGCCAGGAGCCGAUCAAGAUAUAUUGGAGGAGGUUGCAAUCAACGAGGAGCCUACAAUAGUGGAUUUUAAGCAUCUUUCAGAGCUUAUGGACUACAGUGAGAAAGGUUCCUCACAAUUGGCCUAUCUGGUAAAGAAUUGGGAAAAUAAGCAGGAAAAAGCUGUAAGGCUUCUAAGAGAAGAACUCGAUAACCUUAGCAAGCAACAGCAAGAAGUUGAACUCAAGAAAUUAGAGAUAUUGGAAGAACAUCGUAUUGAACCAGAUAGAAAUGGGGGAGAUAAGCGUCCAAUUUCAACUUUGGAUGAAAAUUUACGAUACUCCUCAGAGAAAGAAUGA